UAUGGCGCCGGACAUUACACAGUUCAAUAAUACACGCCGGGCAGCAGAUCGAGUAACGCGUUACGUUAAUAUAUCGCAGACAGACCUUAGUGAAGACGGAAAUGGGAAAUGGAAAGUUUCAGCGAAAAUUCAACAACUUCUGAACACAUUGAAACGGCCUAAACGACGACCACUUCCAGAAUUUUAUGAGGAUAACGAUAUUGAACUGGAAAUAGCUGCAAAUCCAAAAGAUCCAAAUGCUCCCAAACCAGAAGGUAGCACGAUGACGGCUGUACAAGGGGAACAACUAUCUGUAUCAGCUAGUUUGCCUAGAUCAUUAGAAGCUGCCGUUCAACGUUAUGGCACGAAUUCAUUCAAAUCGUCAAUGGCCACUGUAGUCGAUCCUAAUGGUAAAAUAACGACUACAUUGUCGUAUGGAAAGUUAUUGUCCAGAGCCCAGAAAAUUGCAUAUGCAUUAUCAACAAAAAUAUUUAGCAAAGGUCCAGAGCAGGUCACCUUAAAACCAGGAGAUCGGGUUGCUUUAGUGUAUCCUAACAAUGACCCACUGAGUUUCAUCACGGCUUGGUAUGGUUGCAUGUUUAGAGGACUUGUUCCGCUUCCUAUAGAACUGCCACUAUCUAGUUCGGAUACGCCCCCACAACAAGUUGGAUUUCUUUUAAGUUCUUGUGGCAUAACCGUAGCAUUAACUUCGGAAGCCUGUUUAAAAGGUUUACCAAAAUCUAGUACUGGAGAAAUAGCUAAGCUAAAAGGUUGGCCACGAUUGCAGUGGUUUGUUACGGAACAUUUGCCAAAACCUCCCAAAGAUUUCAUAAUCGGUAAUUUACGCAUUGAAGAUAAAAGUACUGCUUACAUUGAAUAUACUACCGACAAGGAAGGCAGUGUAAUGGGAGUAACGGUUACACGAUUGGCUAUGAUGAAUCAUUGUAGGGCAUUGACUAUGGCAUGCCGAUAUACAGAAGGCGAAACUAUGGUGUGUGUUUUAGAUUUCAAGCGUGAAGUUGGACUUUGGCAUGCCGUUCUCACUUCCGUUUUGAAUGGGAUGCAUGUACUUUUUAUUCCUUAUGCCCUAAUGAAGUUAAGGCCAUCAUCGUGGAUGCAGUUAAUAACGAAACAUAGGGCCUCAUGUUGUCUAGUCAAAAGCAGAGAUUUGCACUGGGGCCUUCUAGCAACGAAAGACCAUAAAGAUAUAACCCUUUCAUCUCUCAGAAUGCUCCUUGUCGCCGAUGGAGCAAAUCCAUGGUCAUUGUCCUCGUGCGAUCAGUUUUUAAGCGUUUUUCAGUCCAAGGGAUUACGUGCUGAUGCUAUUUGUCCAUGUGCAAGUAGCUCGGAGGUGUUUACGGUCUCUCUGCGUCGUCCUGGACGUUCAUCGGUUGGAUUUAGUCAGUCGGCUACUGGCAGAGGGGUACUAUCAAUGGCUGCCUUGUCUCAUGGCGUGGUUCGAGUGGACAGUGAAGAUUCGUUGACCUCAUUAACACUGCAGGAUUGUGGGCAAGUUAUGCCAACGGCUACAAUAGUAGUAGUGAGGUCGGAGGGACACCCGGUUUUAUGCAAAACAGAUCAAGUUGGUGAAAUAUGCGUUACAAGUGGUGCGACAGGUUCGACUUACUAUGAAUUAGAGGGCUUGACAAAUACGACUUUCAAAGUGCAACCCCUUUUGGAAGAUCCAGAAUGUGAUAAAGAUGGUCAAAUCAUUAAAUCUAAACCUAUUAGCGAAGAGUUCUUCGUACGCUCCGGCCUUUUAGGAUUUUUAGGGCCCGGUGGUCUAGUUUUUGUUUGUGGUUCACGUGAUGGAUUGAUGACUGUUACAGGACGAAAGCACAACGCCGACGAUAUAAUUGCUACUGUACUGGCGGUGGAACCAAUGCGUUUUAUAUAUAGGGGCCGCAUUGCAGUUUUCAGCAUAAAAGUUUUAAGGGAUGAACGUGUAUGUGUCAUAGCAGAACAACGACCUGACUGCUCAGAAGAGGAAAGUUUUCAAUGGAUGUCUAGGGUGCUGCAAGCAGUCGAUUCUAUUCAUCAAGUUGGCAUAUAUUGUUUGGCGCUGGUACCGCCUAAUCAUUUGCCCAAGACACCUUUAGGAGGGAUAAAUCUAUGUGAAGCUCGUCGAAGAUUUUUAGAUGGAACUCUACAUCCUGCUAAUGUUCUUAUGUGCCCCCACACAUGUGUAACAAAUUUGCCAAAGCCAAGGGAAAUCCACCAAGGUGUCCAAUCUACUGCAAAACUAAGUUCAUCUGGAUGUGGUAUUACAGACACUUCGGUUGGUCCAGCAUCGGUAAUGGUUGGCAACUUAGUUCAAGGAAACCGUCUUGCUAUUGCCCAGGGACGAGAUCUUGGUUUAUCAGAAGAUAACGAACGCAAGCAUCAAUUGAUUACCGGUGUUCUACGUUGGAGGGCAACUACAUCACCAGACCACGUGCUAUUCACGCUUCUUAAUUCUAAAGGAUCUAUUGCGAAAACUCUAACGUGCUCAGAAUUACAUAAGCGCGCUGAAAAAAUUGCCGCUUUAUUGCAGGAAAAAGGAAAAAUCGAGCCCAAUGAUCACGUUGCAUUAAUAUUUCCUCCCGGAUUGGAUUUAUUAUGUGCAUUUUACGGUUGCCUUUAUUUAGGAGCUAUACCAAUUACCAUUCGACCACCACAUCCACAAAAUUUAAUUACGACACUGCCUACUGUGCGUAUGAUUGUUGACGUAUCUAAGAGUGUCAUUGUAUUGUCUAUCCAGUCGAUAAUAAAACUGUUGAAAUCCAGGGAGGCAGCUGCUUCUAUAGAUCCAAAGACAUGGCCAACAAUAUUGGAUAUUGAUGAAAAUCCCAAGAGAAAAAUUUCAAGUAUUUACAAUGCACAAUUAGAUUCGACAGCAUAUCUGGACUUCAGCGUCUCAACAUGCGGCAGACUAAGUGGUGUAAACAUAAAUCAUCGUUCCCUUUCAAGCAUUUGUGCCAGUUUAAAGCUUGCUUGUGAAUUGUAUCCAUCUAGACAUGUGGCUUUAUGUUUAGAUCCAUACUGUGGACUGGGAUUUGCAAUGUGGACGCUUAUUGGAGUUUAUAGCGGUCAUCACUCAAUUUUAAUCGCUCCAUACGAAGUUGAGGCCAAUCCAAGUUUAUGGUUAUCCACCUUAUCGCAGCACAGAGUCAGGGAUACAUUUUGUUCAUAUGGCGUUAUUGAACUGUGUACCAAAGCCUUAAGCAAUUCAAUUCCCUUAUUAAAGCAAAGAAAUAUUGAUCUAAGAUGUGUGCGCACAUGCGUGGUUGUUGCCGAAGAAAGACCCAGAGUUCAAUUAACUCAACAAUUCUGCAAAUUAUUCCAGGCUCUUGGUUUGAAUACUAGGUGUGUUUCGACAUCGUUUGGAUGUAGAGUUAACCCUGCCAUUUGUGUCCAAGGCGCGAGUUCAGCGGAAAGCGCUCAAGUUUAUGUGGAUUUGAGGGCUCUUCGAAACAACAGAGUUGCACUUGUUGAGCGAGGUGCUCCCAACUCACUAUGCCUAAUAGAAUCGGGGAAACUUUUACCAGGUGUUAAAGUUAUAAUUGCAAAUCCCGAAACUAAGGGUCAUUGUGGAGAUUCACAUUUAGGAGAAAUAUGGGUGCAAUCUUCCCACAAUGCAAAUGGAUAUUACACAAUUUAUGGAGAUGAAACCGACUACAAUGACCACUUCAAUGCUAAACUCGUCACCGGUGCAACUACUGAAGUUUAUGCGAGAACUGGGUAUUUGGGGUUCUUAAGACGUACAGAAUGUUCGCAAUCCGUUUCUGUAUUAGAUGAAACAACUCCCAGUAUUGCAAGUCGAGACAGUGAUAAUGACUCCAUUAACUCAUUGAACCAUUCCCAUGCUAACAUUAUUCAUACUUCUGGCAAUUCAGUAACACUAAGCGAGCAGGGAGACCAGGAACAGCACGACGCGGUGUAUGUCGUUGGUGCUCUUGAUGAGGUAAUUGCUUUACGCGGCAUGAAUUAUCAUCCAAUUGACAUAGAAAAUUCGGUUUUGAGGUGCCACAAAAGGAUUGCCGAAUGCGCGGUAUUCACUUGGACAAAUUUACUUGUCGUUGUCGUUGAGUUGGAUGGAAACGAAUCCGAAGCUCUCGACCUGGUGCCACUGGUCACAAAUACAGUCUUAGAGGAACACCAAUUGAUAGUAGGAGUCGUAGUUGUUGUAGAUCCAGGUGUUGUUCCAAUAAACAGCAGGGGCGAAAAACAACGAAUGCAUUUACGCGAUGGUUUUUUAGCCGAUCAAUUGGAUCCUAUAUACGUCGCAUACAAUAUGUAAAUAAUACUUUCUCAUUU
Molecule: messenger RNA, 4275 nt
Organism: Musca vetustissima
Lineage: Eukaryota; Metazoa; Arthropoda; Insecta; Diptera; Muscidae
Gene: DIP2
Product: disco-interacting protein 2
Exons: 11
Coding region: 2-4258 (1418 amino acids)
Source: RefSeq, a predicted model, not a curated record